AUGUCUACCCUUAAGCGCAAGUCCGCCGCCGAAGCCGGUGCCGAGCCGAAGAAGGCGAAGCAGGGCAACAUCAUGUCCUUCUUUGGCACACCCAAGCCGUCAGCCACCAGCGGAAGCGCAAGUGGAAGCAACAGCGCUGCGGCUGUGGCUCCGGCAUCCGAGCCCGCAGCACCCAAAUUUGACAAGGCGAAAUGGGUGGCUUCGCUCACCCCGGAGCAGCGGAGCCUGCUCCAGCUCGAGAUCGACACACUCCACGAGAGCUGGCUGGCCCUGCUCAAGGACGAGCUCGUCACCAAGGAGUUUUUGGAGCUGAAAAGGUUUCUCGACCGCGAGACGGCCGCCGGGAAGAAGUGGUUCCCUCCCAAAGAGGACGUCUACAGCUGGUCCCGGCACACCCCCUUCCCCACCGUCAAAGUUGUCAUCCUGGGCCAAGACCCUUACCACAACCACAACCAAGCCCACGGCCUGGCCUUCUCGGUGCGGCCUCCGACCCCGGCCCCGCCCUCGCUCAAGAACAUGUACAUCGCCCUCAAGAACGACUACCCGUCCUUCACCCCUCCGCCGAACCGCGGCGGCCUGCUCACCCCCUGGGCCGACCGCGGCGUGCUGAUGCUAAACACGAGCCUGACGGUGCGCGCGCACGAGGCCAACUCGCACUCGAAUCGUGGCUGGGAGCGCUUCACCCAAAAGGUCAUUGACCUCGUCGCUGCGCGCCGGACGCGCGGCGUCGUGUUCAUGGCGUGGGGCACGCCCGCGGGUAAGAGGGUGCUGAAGGUCGACGGGAAGCGGCACCUGGUGCUCAAGAGUGUUCACCCUUCGCCGCUUUCCGCCGCGAGAGGAUUCUUCACGUGCGGGCAUUUUCGGAUGGCGAAUGAGUGGCUUAUGGAGAGGUAUGGGGUGGAGGGGAAGGUGGAUUGGGCGCUGACCGAGGGCGCGAGUGUCUUUGAAGAGGAAACUAAAAAGGAAGGGGUUGAUGGGGCCAAGAAGAAAGGAGAGGAAGAGGAGGAGGUGGAGGGUGAGGCGGUGGAGGGGAGUGUGGUUCGGAAGGUUGAGGCGGUCGUCAAGGCUUCGGUCCUGGGGGCCAAUGCGGGCGCGAAGGAGACGGUCGUGGAGAAAAAGGGCGCGAUUGGGAAGGCGGAAGACGAUGAGAAUGCGGCGCCCGAGGUCCAAGCAUAA
Molecule: messenger RNA, 1176 nt
Organism: Parathielavia appendiculata
Lineage: Eukaryota; Fungi; Ascomycota; Sordariomycetes; Sordariales; Chaetomiaceae
Product: uracil-DNA glycosylase
Exons: 2
Coding region: 1-1176 (391 amino acids)
Biological process (GO): base-excision repair; base-excision repair, AP site formation via deaminated base removal
Cellular component (GO): mitochondrion; nucleus
Molecular function (GO): uracil DNA N-glycosylase activity
Source: RefSeq, a predicted model, not a curated record